Molecule: messenger RNA, 2877 nt
Organism: Fusarium verticillioides 7600
Lineage: Eukaryota; Fungi; Ascomycota; Sordariomycetes; Hypocreales; Nectriaceae
Exons: 3
Coding region: 1008-1751 (247 amino acids)
Source: RefSeq, a predicted model, not a curated record
CCCUCCCUCCCUCCCUCCCUCUAGAUUUCUCCAGAUUUCUUUAGUGGAUGAGUGAAUGCUUUUUGGUGACAUUCAUUUUAACUGUGCAUUCCCCUCCAAAUGCUAUCAUCGGGUCAUCUCCUCACAAUUCCAAUCCAUUUCCGAGUUUGGCAAGACCGUCGCAUCUAAAAGAGACGAGACAAGACCCCCUUCCCUUGCACCCGCUGCCAGAAAGAAAGGAAAAAGAACACCAACCAAAACAUCCCUGGCCCUGGUCUUGUCCCGCUACAAAGUCGCCCGACUCUGCCGCUUAUUCUUGCAGUGAGAUAGUGGCCCAGUUUUUCCCCGGCUGCAGGCUGUUGUCCACUGUGACUUCCAUUGCUCCCACCCACUCUUUUUUUCUCUGCCCGGGCUCUCUUCCUCCUCGUCUCUUCCCAGCCAUUUAUCUCCAUCAAACAUCGAUUAUCUAUCGAUCAGCAAGUGAAAUCGAUCCUUCUCUCGACCAACUACCGAAUCCUCCUGGGUCUUCUGAUCUCAUUGUUCUCCUUCAGACGGAAAACAACACAAAGAAGAGAGGUUGGGCUUGGCUUCGGUCAGACUUUGUUUAUUCCCCUCUACUCAAAGCGGUUUGGUGACGACACGACUCUUUCAAUAGCGUAUUGCACAAACGCAAGCCAGCCUUGGCUAAAGACAGGCGACAGACAGACACGGCAUUUCCUUUCCAGGUCGCUUCCACGCUGUACAUACCUACCUCCCCAAGCCUUGUCUUGUCUUGCCUCCCUCACAUACACAGACACACACAGACACACACAUACAUACAAAGGACACCUCCCGCCCCCCCCGGUUCCACUGAACACAACCUUAAUCCUCGUCUCUCGUUACUGUCUGUGUCUGUAUCGUAUCUUUUCCUCCUACGAUCCCGUCGCUCGUUUUCUCCCUUCGACACCGAUCUCGACCUCGACCACGACCACGACUUGGACUAUCGAACUCUCCCAACUGGGCUUAACUGACCCUUAAUCUUCGUCAAAAUGGCCCAACAAGGAGCUGAAGCCCCCGUCACCACCAUCGUUCCCUUCAACAACCAGAAGGUCCUUCCCGCUUGCGCCGCCGCUUGCGGUCCCCUCUACGAUGCCAACGGCGCCUGUGUUCCUCCUCAAGUAGCCGCUGAUGCUGGCCCAGCCGCUUACACACAAUGUUUCUGUCUGGAUCAACGAGUCGCUGCUUUCUCGACCGCCACUACGGGUGUCUGCGAUGACGCAUGUACUGCAGAUCCCAAGGGCCUUUCAUCCAUCGCUGGCUGGUUUCGAAGCAUGUGUAGCGUCUCCACAGCUCAAAAUGGAGGAACAACCAAGAAAACUGGAACUGGCGGCUCUACGACUUUGACAGGUGACAAUGCUUCAUCAACAUCUGGUAGCAAGCUAUCUAACAAUGGAGGUGGUGGUGAUUGGAUCUCCAACCAUUGGCAAUGGGUUAUCAUGAUUGUUGUUCUCGUUGUCGGUAUCGCAGCCAUUUGGAUCGGCGCCUGCAUCUGGCGUCGUCGUUACCUGCGCAAGAAGGAUCGUCAGACUCACCUCGGCCAAAAGCACUCUGGAUCUGCAUCUCGACCAUCGUGGGGUCCCGGCAUGGAAGCCUCAGAGUCCGGAGGUCUUCCCUACGACGAUGAAUCGAACCGAAACUCUCACGGCCUCAUGCUACCGGGUGCUGCCGCCGGUGCUCCCGUGGAGGAGAAGCCCAAGGAGAAGAAGCGAUGGAUCGUCCGCGACCGAACAUGAUACCUACUUCGUGCUCGACUUUGUUAACGCCAGUUCCGAUCUCAUAACGACUCUCCUUGUCUUGUCCGAGUUAAAAAGCACUUCGACAUUCUGUUCGCCUUACGAUAUAAACCGUGCAUUUAUUCAUUUAAACGGCCUUACUCUAUUCGAUACCAUCGAAAACAUAUGACUUUUAGUUGGUGAGGGGGGCUACAUCAGCACUUGAAAGAGGAGGAAACGAAUGCAUUUGGUAAUGACCAUAGGAACAUGCAGACACUUGAUUAUUCAAGCAUGGUUGAAAGAUGCCGUCUGCAUCAUCUUUUGUGGUCCAAUGCUCCCGCGUUUGUUAGUAGCAGUCGUGCUGUGCCCCCUGUGGCGUUCUCGUUCAUAUUUUAGGUGUAUCCUGGCGUUGGGAGGAAGAGGAGGGUUGGCGUAUCCUCCUGAUUUGUUGUUUCUGUUUCCGUUUUUGUGGUGGCUGUUACCACGGAGCGAGUCUCGCCUCCAUUCCCAGCAUGCAAGUGGAAUGUGACGUUGGCUCUACCACGAGGCGAGGAAGGGAAAAAACGAAGCUGUUCUAUUUGUUUUAUUUAGACCAGAACAGACAUACUCUCUGGUUAGUUAUUUGGUCAUCUUUAUUACCUACAGCUUCCUCGGCAUGGGAAGAGGUUUGGAGUCUAUCCUUGAUACAGCAUUUACAAUUCAACCACCCGCGAAAUCUUCUACUCGCAGUUACCAGUUCUUCUUAGUGCGAUACGUUCCCCUCAACUUGGUGCAAUGUUGAUCUACUCAUGACUCAUAAUGCUAAGGUCUUCCCAGCAACGCCUCAAUGUCAACAAAUCGGAGAGCCUAAUAUGGACAAUUUCAUUUUGGCUUUUGGCUCAACAAUGUUAAUGCUACAACGCUUAAAGAUGCUUGUUAUUAACCUAAUCAGGAGAAUGCUAUAGUAGUAGUUAAUGCGUGGUAUUGUAUGCUUGAUUCAAGCCCAUGCCCAAUCCUCAGGUCCCAUCAUCGCUCCCUUCUCUUAAAAUGGCUCUAUGUCUUGUUCUGUUCCUCAGUAGCGUCCAUGUAUAAGUCGAUCAGGCAUCCUGCCGACCAAGCCUGUGUGGGACUCUAUAUAGGGAUUAAUAUACGAUCAAAGUGUUCACAU